Messenger RNA from Amoebophrya sp. A25, 1198 nucleotides. The record is from the annotation of a GenBank genome assembly. NCBI's taxonomy places the organism in Eukaryota, Dinophyceae, Syndiniales, Amoebophryaceae.
CGUGCAUGGCAGGGCAGGGCGCUUGCCGUGUGUGGCUUUUGGCUGUCGUUCUUGUGGUCUUCGUUGUGUGUGGGGUGUCUCUAUCGGGCGUGGCCGCUCGUUCGGUGGUGUUGCUGCUGGUUUGCUGUUCGUGUGUGUGGUUGAGAAUGUUCGUGAUCUGCUUCCAGAGAACUGACGAAAUCGGCAAAAAAGUGCAGAAAGUGAAAGAAGUCCACUGAGCUUCCUUGAAUUGGGUGAAUGUGUGCGCGUACAGGGUCGGCGUGGUAGUCGCGCGUGGUUUUUGUUUGUUGUUCUUGUGGUCUUCCAGUGUGUGCGUGGGGUGGCUCUGUCGGGUGGGGCGGCCCGUUUGAUGGUGUUGCUGUGCAGGGGUUGGCUUGCAGUUGUUGGCGUGUGUGGUUGUGGAUGUUUGUGACUUGCGUCCAGAGAACUGGCCAAAUCAGCCAAAAAGUGCGAAAAGUCAAAGAAAUCGGCCGAGUUUUGUCGAGUUGUGGCGUGGGUGUGUAUGUGUAAAGGGUAGGGCGGUGGCGACGCGUGGCGUUGGUUGUCGUUCUUGUGGUCUUCCGGUGUGUUUGGGGUCGUGUCUCUGUUGGGUGUGGCCGCUCGCUCGAUGGUGUUGCCGCUGGUUUGUUGUUGUUGGUGUGUGGUUGUGGGUGUUUGUGUUUGUGACCAGUACCCAGAAAACUGGCCAAAUCGGCCGAAAAGUGUGAAAAGUUUAGGGAAUUGGCUGAGGCUUGUCAAGUUGGUCGGGUGUGUGUUUACAUGGCACGGCGUUGGUGAUGUCCAAGCGCUGACAGACAGGGGUGGCGUUGCUUCGCUGGCUGCGUUUAUUGCCUGUGGUUGGUGUGUCUGGCAGGUUGUGUGUCUGGCGUUGUUUUUCGUUUUGUCGUCUUUCAGCUUGAUUUGGUGGCGGUUUGUGUUUUGGGCGGGUGUGCGGUGGGUGGCUUCUUUGCCCAUGCGCCAGCGUGGGCGGCCAGGCGCAUCUGCUGUUGUUGUGCGGGUGACACGGUGGGCGCGCCUUCGUGGUUCAGGUGGGUCGAUUUCUUUUGUGGAGGCUGUUUUCAGGAUUGUCUGGCUUAUUUCUCCAAGCUUUGCGAGCGCUCUCUGCGCUGUUGGAGCCUUUCAAAAAUUUCAGGAAUGCGAAAUCACUUAUCGACUUUUUUUAGUGGUAUUUGUCACCUUGCUCCACAGUCAACAGUAA